AUGCUUUCACAAAUAGAUAAUUAUAAUGCAACAGUAGGAGUAAUGAAUUUAAUAUAUACUUCAUUAUAUGAUGGUGCAUCAAAAGGUACAGGUAUAAAACAUAUCAUAGAUCUAGCUUAUAAUUUAUUAGGUUCAGAAAUCACACCUAUUUUAAUUGAUUACAAUGUUGGAAUUCAAAAUAAUGUUUUUGGAGGUUAUCCAACACAUGAUGAUAUUGCACCAAGUAUUGUAUUUGCAGUAUUAUUUGGAAUUAUAUUAUUAUUACAUUUAGCAAUAUUAAUUAUGAAUACUAGUAGAGGUCAUUUUUUUUAUUUAUCAUAUGUUUGGAUUUUUUAUAGUAUUAUGAAAGUUAUUGGAUUUGCAUUAAGAGCAAAAUGGGCAACUAAUAUUAAAUUGAUAUCUAUUGGUUUAACAGGUGAAAUAUUUUUAAUUAUUCCUGCUAUUAUUAUUGUUAGUGCUAAUUUAAUUUUAGCUCAAAGAUUAUUUACAUGGAGACAUCCAGUUGGCGGUUCUCGUAUGUUAUUUUGGAAUUUUAUGUUUAUUACUUAUGGAUUUGUACUUGUUUUAAUAGGUAUUACUGUUGCUGCAUCAUUCAUUCCUUAUUUAUAUUUUUUAAGUUGGACAUCAUAUAGAAAUUGGAUUAAAAUUGUUCAAUUUACUGCUAUUUUAAUUAUCUUAUAUACAUUAACUGCAGUUGCUUUAAUUGGUUUAAGUUUUUGGUUACCAACAAAAAAAGAUGAAUUAAGAUAUACUUAUCAACCAUGGUGGAUUGAAUCAUUUUCACCUUUUUAUUUUGUUAAAAAAGGAGCAGCAGCAAAAGCUGAAAAGGGAUUUUUGAAAAGAAAUUCAAAUCAUAGACAUGCUACUAGAGUUAUUGCUGCUACAGAGCAUCAUUAUCGUAGUGUAAAAGGUGUAAGUAAUCAAAGAGGUCCUUUAAAACAUAAUAUAUCAAUGGCAUUAUUAAUUAUUACAACUAUAUUAAUUUUGAUAGCAUCAAUUGGUCGUUGUAUUGUUGUUUUCCAAGCUAGAGAAAACAUGAGAGCAAGUCCUGCUCAGAAUAUCUGGUUUAUGUACGUAUGUUGGGGUGUAUUUGAAAUUAUUAUCAAUCUUUUAUACAUAUUUGGUAGAGUUGAUUUAAGAUUUUAUAGACCAGAUAAAUUACCAAAAAUUGUUAGAUCAAUUAUUACAGCAGAACAAACGUAUUAUCCAAGUUCAGAUGAAGAAGAAGAUGGAUUUCAUAGAGAUAAACCAGAAACUUAUGGAAAAAUUAGAGGUAGAGCAGAACAUGGAUAUAAAAAUUCAGAAUCUCGUAUGGAACCAGCUCAUUAUAAAGAUAAUUAUCCACCAAACCACAUGUAUGCAGAUGGUCAAGAAUCAGCUUUUGAAGAUGAUACUAAUGAUGAAUUUGAUGAUAUAGAUUCUGCUGAAUGGGAUUUUACAGUUCCAAAAAAUGAAAAAUUAUCUUCUAGUUCGGAUGAAUAUGAGAAAAAUCCACCAUAUCCUAUGGAUUCAAAAGAUAAGAAAUAUAAUAAUAAUAAUAAUAAUCAUAAUGGAAAUCAUGCGUAUAAUGCUCAUUUGAAUAAUCAAUAUCAAAAUAAAUAUGAUGAUACUGGUUCAGAAUUCAAUUUUUAG
Molecule: messenger RNA, 1632 nt
Organism: Lodderomyces jiufengensis
Lineage: Eukaryota; Fungi; Ascomycota; Pichiomycetes; Serinales; Debaryomycetaceae
Exons: 1
Coding region: 1-1632 (543 amino acids)
Source: RefSeq, a predicted model, not a curated record